CCCCUCUCAUUCAUAACACCGCUACCGCAUUCAUGGCCGCCGCCGGAGAGCACACUUUUCUCUCCGCCGAAAUCGUCAACCGCGGCGUCGAGUCCUCCGGUCCCGACGCCGGCUCGCCCACCUUCGUGGUCAGCGUGGUCAGAGUUCGCCGCCGGCUGCCGGACUUCCUGCAGUCCGUGAACCUCAAGUACGUGAAGCUCGGGUAUCAUUAUCUGAUAAGCCAUGGGAUAUAUCUGGCCACCAUACCGGUGUUGGUGGUGGUGUUCAGCGCGGAAGUGGGGAGUUUGAGUCGGGAGGAGCUGUGGAGGAAGGUGUGGGAAGAAGCUAGUUAUGAUUUGGCCACGGUGCUCGCUUUCUUCGCCGUUCUCGUUUUUACUAUUUCCGUCUACUUCAUGUCCCGGCCCAGGCCCAUUUAUCUCGUCGAUUUCGCUUGUUAUCGACCGUCCGAUGAGCUCAAGGUAUCGAAGGAGGAGCUAAUCGAACUGGCCCGCUCCUCCGGCAAAUUCGACGAAGACUCCCUCUCAUUCCAACGGCGAAUCCUGAAAUCCUCCGGCAUCGGCGACGAAAGCUACCUCCCCCGCUCCCUCUUCUCCUCCGCCAACUGCGCCACCAUGAAAGAAGGCCGCUCCGAAACCUCCACCGUCAUGUUCGGCGCUCUCGACGAACUCUUCCUCAAAUCCCGCGUUCGUCCCAAAGACGUCGGCGUUCUCGUCGUCAACUGCAGCCUCUUCAAUCCCACCCCUUCCCUCUCCGCCAUGAUCGUCAAUCACUACAAGAUGCGCGGCAAUAUACUCAGCUACAAUCUCGGCGGCAUGGGUUGCAGCGCCGGGAUCAUCGCCCUUGAUUUGGCCCGAGAUAUGUUGCAGGCCAACGGCAAUAAUUAUGCGGUUGUCGUCAGCACGGAGGCGGUGAGCUUCACCUGGUAUGCGGGCAAGAAUCGGAGCAUGUUGAUUCCCAAUUGCUUCUUUCGGACGGGGUGUUCCGCCGUUCUGCUUUCCAAUAGGAGGAGGGAUUACAGACGGGCCAAGUACAGUCUCGAGCAUAUUGUGCGCACCCAUAAGGGGAGCGAUGAUCGGAGUUUCAGGUGCGUGUACCAAGAAGAAGACGACCAGCGCAUCAAAGGCCUCUCCAUCAGCCGCGAUUUAAUGGAGGUCGGCGGCCACGCUCUCAAAACCAACAUCACAACCCUCGGCCCUCUCGUCCUCCCCUUCUCCGAACAACUCAUCUUCUUCGCCACACUCCUCUACCGCCAACUCUUCCGCAACUCCUCCUCCAGCGCCACCAACACCUCCUCCUCCUCAUCCCCCGCCGCUGGCGACCCCUCCGACCAAAACUCAGGCAUCACCAAACCCUACAUCCCGAACUACCGCCUCGCAUUCGAACACCUCUGCGUCCACGCGGCGAGCAAAUCAGUGCUCGACGAGCUCGAGAAGAACCUGGGGCUGAAGGAGACGGACAUGGAAGCUUCUAGAAGCACGCUUCAUCGCUUCGGCAACACAUCCAGCAGUAGCAUUUGGUACGAGCUGGCUUACCUGGAGGCGAAGGGGAGGGUGAAGCGAGGCGAUAGGGUUUGGCAGCUGGCUUUCGGUUCGGGAUUUAAGUGCAACAGUGCGGUGUGGCGGGCUGUGCGGCGGGUCAAGAAACCGGCAACGAGUCCCUGGAAUGAUUGCGUUGACCGGUAUCCGGCGGCUGCGGUGGGGCAGCGCAACUGAAAGGUGUCGGUGGUGAAGAUUUGUGUUGCCGCUAAUGGUUUAAUUAGUAUAAUGAUGUAAUGUUUUUAUGGUUUGUAGCAAACGGUUGAGGAGAAUUAUGUCUUGAUUAUGUGAACCUUUUUAGUAUUAUUUCAGUGUUUUGAUAUAUUAAUCAAUCGUAAAUUGGCCUUAAA
Molecule: messenger RNA, 1885 nt
Organism: Phalaenopsis equestris
Lineage: Eukaryota; Viridiplantae; Streptophyta; Magnoliopsida; Asparagales; Orchidaceae
Product: 3-ketoacyl-CoA synthase 10
Exons: 3
Coding region: 33-1712 (559 amino acids)
Biological process (GO): fatty acid biosynthetic process
Cellular component (GO): membrane
Molecular function (GO): acyltransferase activity, transferring groups other than amino-acyl groups
Source: RefSeq, a predicted model, not a curated record